Molecule: messenger RNA, 2211 nt
Organism: Sinocyclocheilus rhinocerous
Lineage: Eukaryota; Metazoa; Chordata; Actinopteri; Cypriniformes; Cyprinidae
Product: delta(14)-sterol reductase
Exons: 9
Coding region: 316-1722 (468 amino acids)
Biological process (GO): cholesterol biosynthetic process
Cellular component (GO): nuclear inner membrane; endoplasmic reticulum membrane
Molecular function (GO): Delta14-sterol reductase activity
Source: RefSeq, a predicted model, not a curated record
GUAGCAUUGCAUCACUUGCUGGAUCCUCUGCAGUGAAUGGGGGAAGAUUGAGGGAAGUAAGUGCAACUCAAGUCGUCUGUUGAACGUUUUCAGCUAUUGCAUGGUUCCUUCAACACGCAGAAGAUAUCGCAACACGUCAGUAGUAUGUAGUAACUGUUGAAGUAUAAAAACCUUUGUCUUCGGUGAAUACAGCAGUGUGGAGUUGUAUUUGUAAAGCUGCUCUAUCUGCCUCUGGUAAGACUACAUUUGAGCACAGUAUAGGCGAGACAAAAGUUAUUUGAUUGUGUUUUAGAGUUGGUUCUUUCACAGAUUAUCAUGACGACUCACCAACCAGAACAUCAGAGGCACAGGAACAGAUCCCUGCAGGACACGGGUAACGUGAAGCUUGAGUAUGGAGCUGAUGAUGAGGGCAAAGGUGUGGUACAAGUCCACAGUAGAUGGAACAACAUCCACCUGUCUCUGGUGUGCGUUUUGUUGGGCAUCUCUCUCAUAAUGAUACUGGAUGGCUGCCGGUCCUCCUCUGAGUCGUGGGUUCUGCUGGGUUCUGCUGGAACCCUGAUCUGGGACUGGACGUCUGUGUGCGUGGUGCUGUUAUUCACUGUCCUGCAGGUGGCGCUCUAUUAUCUACCUGUGGGACAGGUGACAGAAGGCAAGAUGGGCUGCGAUGGAAAGCGUUUGAAAUACAAACUCAACGGUCUGCAUGCGUUUCUCCUGACUGUGGUUCUGAUGCUGGUUCUGUGGUUCGCUGGUGUUCUGCGGGCCGGUGCUGGGACGGUCAGGAUCUUCUCUCUGGUGAGCGCAGCCAUGGCCGUCUCUCUGAUCUUCAGCCUCACGCUGUUCCUGUGUCCAAUCAGAACGCCGUCCUCCGCACAUGUGACCUACAACACCGGUAUGACCCCUCAACUCCUCCCUGUCUAUCCACAGCGCCUGAGGUCAGAGGUCAUGUGUGUGUGUUUGUGUUGCACAGCAAAGCCCCUGCUGAAGUUUGUUCUGGGUCACAGUAUGGAUCCUCGUCUGGGCCUCAUCGACGUCAAGCACUUCGUGAUGGUCAGGGUUGGGUUUAUCGGCUGGGCCGUGAUGGAUCUGAAUUAUCUCCUGACUGCUGUAGAGAUGAAGAACUCGUCUCUCGCUCUGCUGCUCGUCGUCGUCUUCCAGCUCAUUUACAUACUGGACUUCCUCGUCGAUGAGGGCUCUGUGCUGACGACCAAAGAGUUCACGGACGAGCCGAUUGGGUUCAUCAUGAUUUUGGGCGAGUUUAUCUGGAUCCCUUUCUUCUCCAGUCUGCCUGCUUACUUCCUGCUUCAGAGACCCAAUCACAUCCACUUCCUGUCUGCCGUCCCCAUCUGUCUGCUCUUCGCUGCUGGCUUCCUGAUGUAUUACCUGUCUAACGAGCAGAAAGAUGGUUUCCGCAGAAAUCCCAGUGAUCCGGCCUACGCUCGUCUGAACACAAUCCGCAGCCCGGCGGGAAGCAGUCUGCUGGUGUCCGGAUGGUUCGGAUGGGUCCGACACCCCAAUUACUCAGGAGACAUCCUGAUGAUGUUUGCCUGGUGUCUGCCAUGCGGGUUCACCAGUGUUUUGCCGUACUUGCCGGCGCUACAGUGCUUUCAUUUAUUGAGGCAACGAGCCAAUGAGAUCGAAGAAUCCUGUCUGAAGAAGCACAGAGACGCCUGGCGGGAGUACUGUCGACGAGUGCCAUACAAACUGCUGCCUUGCGUGUACUGAGCAUCUCUCAUCUGUGUGUGUUUACAUGAACCGCCCAAAGCAUUGCUCUCGUGUGGAGGUAUUACUCCUAGCUGUGUGGAUCCCAUGAUUUGAACUACUAGUACACAGCCAAACGUCAUUAAAUUCAUUAAAUCUGAUUUAACCCGUGACAUUUAGUUUUGUUUGUAGAAAUCAUGUAUUAAGGUUGAUUCAGAGAGAUUAAAUAAUAAAAGAAACAAUUUUUUCAGUGUAAUGUCACAUUUAAUUUACAAAAAAAAGUUUAAAAAAAACAAAAAAAACAAGAAUUGUAUUGCAUAUAAAACGUGCUGCCGCGGUGUAAUUAUAGAUGUAAUUACAGAAAUUAAUUCUGAGGUGGUGUUACAAAGCAAAAACAUUAAUGUACACAAUGAGUGCGUUGUAUUUAAUUAGGCUAUUUAUAACUUAUAAAUAUAUAACUACAAAUUUUAAUUAAUCAUAUAGCUGUACUGCAAACAAACCUGAAGUAUUGUU